AUGGAAGAAGAUACUGGUAGUGAGGAAACCCAACCGUUACCGCUACAACCUCAACAGACUUCUUGGUUUAGUUGGUGGGGGAAUAAUAAUAAUAAUAAUAAUCAUAAAACCGACGAUUUAAAUAUGGGUAACAAUGAUGAAGAUCGAUCUAAUGAAACACACAAUAAUGAGACUGCCAAUAACAAUAACGGAUGGUACGCAGGGUUAGUGUCUACUGUAAACGCACUUCCUAUUCCGUCCCUUCGAAGUCAUAUACAAUCAGUAAAUGUAGAUGACUCAACAAGGUACUCCCAAUUAGAUGUCGAACAAAUAGAAUUUUUAGAAAACGAAGCUAAAAGUGUUAUCUUACAACAUUCACAUUCUUGGUGUUGGUUUGAAGAUCUAACUAAACUGGAUAAAGAUUUACAAAGUUGGACAGAAAGACCAGGUGUAGCGAGCGUAUACGACACAGGGUCCGGCAGAUGUCCUUUACCAUUGCCUAAAUAUCCUAUGGAUACACAUCCUGGUUAUCAUGUUUAUAUAAAAAAUUCACUAUUACUACCUCAGGAAUCACCGUCAGAAAUAUACCAUACCGAACCCCUUCGUACUAAAAUUGCAACAGGAUUUAAAGAUUAUUAUAAUUUUCCUAAUGGAAAUCAUUUAUAUUUGAAAGAGUCUAGAGACCAUUUAAUAAAAGAGAGAAAAAUUAUUAUUAUUAGUGUUGUUGGGUGGUUACCUGAAAAAUAUGAAAAAUUAACAUUAGGUGAACAAAGAACUGCACAAUAUUUUUCUAAGAAAUUAGCCCAGUCUUUAAAGCAUGAAUCUCCAUCCGAAAUUUUAUCCUUAUCAUUUGAGUGUCCCUUAGAUAGUAAAGAAUUGAAUGAAGUUUUCGAUGAAUGUACUCUAUUAUUGAGACAUUGGGAACACAUAUUUAAGGAUGUAGAAGCAAUUUAUUUCGUUGGUGUUUAUCAUAGUGUACCAUUAAUAAUACCUUUAGCAAAAUAUAUUCUAAGUCAAAAUGAAAAAUUUAAAUUUGAUAAAAAAGCAUAUGUAGGGAUGCUGGCCAUCGAAUCAUGCUUUCAAGGUUACAGAUUCUGGGAUCAUAGUAUAGAUAGUAGCCAAACCACCGAUACUGAUAAUAUCACUGCAGAAAAUGAUUAUAGUAAGAUGCAGAAGAAUAAAGAACGUAGUUUAUUUCAGGGACUUCAUAAAAAUGAACAAGAUAUUCUUUCAAAGAUUAAAAAUUAUAGAGAUAUUGAUUCAGAAGAAUCAAAAUUAUUACAAGCGAAUCUGGAUUGGUUACUUUAUAAUUGGGAUUCUUUCCGUUUAUCAAUGGUUGGGAAACUUUACGAUAAUUUUAUGACAGUUACACAAAAAUUAGCCAUUGAUUAUUUUCACCCAAAGAUAAUUAGAAACGUAUGGGUUGAUGGCCAAUACUUUGAUCUAGACUCUAGACAACCAGAGGAGCUACAUUUACCAGAUUAUAUUAUGAAGACUCCACGAUUUGAAUACGAUUUAACGAUUCCUGAUAGAAGAAAAUUUGAAAUAUCGUUAAUCGAUAAUUUUUUACUUACUCAAAACAUGGGAAGGCAAGAAUUUGUCUCCAUUCUAAAAUUAAUUAGUCCCUUUUUCAUUUCGAGGUCAUACAAUCCGAAUACAGUUACACCAUCACUUAAAAAGCAAAGGACUGCAACAACAAAACAAUGGUUUCAACAAAUGGAGGCUAAGUGGAACACAAUUGAACCAACUUUUGAAGGUAAUUUUUCAUUCAAUGAAUUACCUGAGAGUAUAUCAACUAUUCACAAUUUCUUAGAAUACACGCAAUAUCUAACAAUGAAAUCACCAGAACUGUUUCAAACAUACAGUGAAAUUUAUGAUGAUGAUCUCAUCUUUAAAAAUUUUAUUGAAAAUACUUUAUUAACUAGGAAGCCGCUCACGAAUAAACACCUAGUGGUAUUAAGAGACAAUCUGAACCCUACAAGUAUCUUAAAUACUGUUAAUCAAUACGAUCUAGUAUGGAAGUUUCAUGAAUCUCUUUGUAAUUUUAUCAAGAUAAAAAAUGUUCCUAUUCAGGAUUAUCCCAAAUGUCUGCAUUUUACUAUUUCUUUAGAUAGCAUUCUAUGGAGAACAAUAUACAAUGACCCAAAGAGGUUCGAAAGGAACAAUAAAGAAGCAAUACAUAGGUUGAAACAAUUACUCGAUGCAUACCAAACAUGGGAUCCACCAACAAAGGGACUUGUCCAUCUGAAGAACGUCCUGAGUGUUUUAUCCUCUUACGACAGUGUCCGUUUGCUUAUUGAAGAUAUCCAAACUUGA
Maudiozyma saulgeensis is the source of this 2295-nucleotide messenger RNA. The record is from the annotation of a GenBank genome assembly. Lineage: Eukaryota; Fungi; Ascomycota; Saccharomycetes; Saccharomycetales; Saccharomycetaceae.